AUGUUCCCCUUUAUCACUCUCGAGGAACACUACGUCUCAGUAAAAGCACGGGAAACCGAUACUGUCGAUGACUACGCCAGCUUCCCUCAGCAUAUAGUUACCAAGUUAAAAUCACUCGGCGAUGAGAGAAUACAAGAUCUAAACAAGGGAAACGUAUCCCUCCAAGUUAUUUCGCAUAGUCCUGGUACUAGGUCUCCAACCGUCUGUUCGGCAGCCAACGAUGAACUUGCCGCUGCCAUUUCCAAGAAUCCAACUCGCAUGGCCGGCUUUGCAACGCUCCCAAUGAAAGAGCCAGAAGAAGCAGCGAAGGAGCUCGAGCGUUGUGUCCGGGACCUGGCCUUUGUUGGUGCAUUGGUGGAUAACCAUGCGGAUGGGCAGUUCUACGACGACGAACGUUUCUGGACGGUUUUUGAGAAGGCGAACAAGUUAGAUGCUCCGAUUUCUAUCCACCCAACAUACGCGGCUGACAGUAUGAUGGAACAUUAUAAGGGUAAUUACGACGACGCUAUAGCUGUUGCUCUGAGCGCGUAUGGUUGGGGAUGGCAUGCAGACACUGGUCUGCACAUCUUGAAGCUAUUUGCCAGUGGGCUCUUCGAUCACUUUCCGCAAUUGAAGAUCGUAAUUGGACACAUGGGAGAGUUGCUUCCGUUUCAGCUCGAGAGGGUUAUUGCGAUUGCAGACAGGUUUGGUAAGAAGAGAGGGUUCAGAGAAGUAUGGAAUAAAAACAUAUGGAUCACGACGAGUGGCAUGUUCGCUCUAGCACCUCUGGCGUGCUUGUUGCAGACCACGUCGAUUGAUCGUGUAUUGUAUAGCGUCGACUAUCCUUUCUCAUCUAAUGAGAAAGGGCUCGACUUCUUCAAAGAGAUUGAGAAAAGCGGAUUGAUUGCAGGGGAGGACUUGGAGAAAUUUGCGUUUCGUAAUGCGCAAGACUUGCUUCGCGUGAAGGCUCAAGCCCUGUAA
Molecule: messenger RNA, 960 nt
Organism: Pseudogymnoascus verrucosus
Lineage: Eukaryota; Fungi; Ascomycota; Leotiomycetes; Thelebolales; Thelebolaceae
Exons: 1
Coding region: 1-960 (319 amino acids)
Biological process (GO): secondary metabolic process
Cellular component (GO): cytosol; cytoplasm
Molecular function (GO): hydrolase activity; carboxy-lyase activity
Source: RefSeq, a predicted model, not a curated record